Messenger RNA from Daucus carota subsp. sativus, 2274 nucleotides. Its product is annotated as threonine dehydratase 1 biosynthetic, chloroplastic. Gene Ontology annotation, biological process: L-serine catabolic process; L-threonine catabolic process. Lineage: Eukaryota; Viridiplantae; Streptophyta; Magnoliopsida; Apiales; Apiaceae. Gene Ontology annotation, molecular function: L-serine ammonia-lyase activity; pyridoxal phosphate binding; threonine deaminase activity. The coding region runs from base 144 to 1949 and encodes 601 amino acids. The transcript has 9 exons. The record is from RefSeq and is a predicted model, not a curated record.
GUCAAUCAAUAAUUUCACAUUCCGGGGACCGUUAAAAGCCAACCAUCCUCGCGCCCUCCCUUAGCCGCCUUCUCUCUCUCCCCCUUUCUCUCUUUCUCUCGGAGAGAUUUUUCGGCACACGACGAACACAACUAACGAUUGCAAUGGAAGCCAUAUGUUUCUUGACGCCGCCUCACCAAUCUCACCUUCAACUCCCCAAACACCUCCAUUUCCAAACUAAGCACAAUUCAAAUGCCACCGCCACCUUCACAAACCCUAAAAAACACAAUUCACUGAAAACAAUUGCAAAGAUCUCGGCGGAGCCGGCACUCGCCGUCGCGCCGCCGCCGCAGAACCUCCCACCUCCUCCAUUGCUAAAAGCUUCGCCUUCAUCUCUGCAAUACGAGGCCGGUAUGGUUGGUGCCGUGCCGGACCAUAUGGUCACACCUGGUCCUCUCAAUGCUAUGGAGUAUUUGACUAAUAUUUUUUCUUCUAAGGUCUAUGAUGUUGCUUACGAAACGCCUUUAGAGCUUGCAUCGAAGCUGUCGAGUAGAUUAGGGGUUAAUUUCUGGCUCAAGAGAGAAGAUCUUCAGCCUGUUUUCUCGUUUAAACUUCGAGGGGCUUAUAACAUGAUGGCUAAACUUCCAGAGGAACAAUUGGAAAAAGGUGUAAUCUGCUCAUCAGCUGGAAACCAUGCCCAAGGCGUUGCUUUGGCUGCCCAGAAGCUGGGUUGUAAUGCUGUAAUUGCUAUGCCGGUCACCACUCCAGAAAUUAAGUGGAAGUCAGUUGAGAGAUUGGGUGCAACAGUUGUUCUUGUUGGAGACUCCUACGAUGAAGCACAGGCAUAUGCAAAAAAGAGGGCGAAAGAAGAGGGACGCACAUUUGUUGCUCCAUUUGAUGACCCAGAUGUGAUCACUGGCCAAGGAACUACUGGUAUGGAGAUUGUGCGUCAAAUGAAAGGUCCAAUACAUGCUAUAUUUGUGCCGGUAGGGGGUGGUGGGUUGAUUGCUGGUAUAGCAGCCUUCGUAAAAAGGGUUUCGCCAGAGGUCAAAAUAAUUGGAGUUGAGCCAUCUGAUGCAAAUGCAAUGGCCUUGUCAUUACACCAUGGCAAGAGAGUAAUACUGGAUGAAGUGGGAGGUUUUGCAGAUGGUGUUGCUGUUAAGGUGGUCGGUGAAGAGACUUUCCGCCUUUGCAGGGAACUGCUAGAUGGGGUGGUUCUUGUUAGCCGUGAUGCUAUCUGUGCAUCGAUAAAGGACAUGUUUGAGGAGAACAGGAGCAUUCUGGAACCAGCUGGGGCUCUUUCCCUUGCUGGAGCUGAAGCAUACUGCAAAUAUUAUAACCUUAAGGAUGCUAAUGUAGUUGCUAUUGCCAGUGGGGCAAAUAUGAACUUUGAUAGGUUAAGAUUGGUAACUGAACUUGCUGAUGUUGGUCGACAAAGAGAGGCUGUUCUUGCAACUUUUUUGCCAGAGGAGCGUGGAAGUUUUAAAAGAUUUGCUGAAAAAGUUGGACCCAUGAAUAUUACCGAGUUCAGAUACAGAUUUGUUUCAGAUAAGGAAGAAGCCCUAGUAUUAUACAGUGUUGGUGUACACACAAAAUCAGAUCUUGAUGCUAUGGUGGAGAGAAUGGAAUCAUCUCAACUUCGAACUAUUAAUUUAACAAACAAUGACCUGGUCAAAGAUCAUUUGCGUCAUUUGAUGGGGGCCCGGUCAGAUGUUCAGAAUGAGCUUCUUUGUAGAUUUGUUUUUCCUGAGAGACCUGGAGCCUUAAUGAAGUUUCUAGAUGCAUUCAGUCCAAGUUGGAAUAUUACAUUGUUCCAUUACCGUGGGCAGGGAGAAGCAGGUGCCAAUGUUCUAGUUGGAUUCCAAAUUCCAUCCUCUGAAAUGGAGGAGUUCAAGAAUCAUGCGAAUAGACUUGGAUUCAGUUAUAUGGAAGAAACAAGUAACUAUGCAUUCCAACUUCUUAUGCGAUGAGUAUAGCAAGUUGAGUUAAGUAGUCACAGUUUUAUUUGAGAAUAAGAACAAGUCUGUGGUUGUAGCAUCAGGCAGGUAGCUGUGUACCUCAUGUUUCCGCAUUUUGGACGUAUUUAGCUGAUUAGGUUCGUAUGUAUACUCUUGUUUGAGCUUGCGAAUCUAUUGGGCUUCUAAUCAUUAUUAAAUCUUUGCGUUGGUAUUUGUUGCAUUGGGUUACUUAUUUGAUCCAGACUUUGUAUAGGCUCACAAGUAUUGGUAACAUUUUGGAAAUCAUGUAAAUAAAUGCUUUGCACCACAAGUUUGAGAGCGUUGGUUUGUUUGUCUA